AUGAGUGGACCCUUAAUAGGUGAGAUAUGCUCAGCAUGGGUCAGCAUGUUGUCAGCUCGGGUGCGCGCCGUGCUUGAUACGGGUUCAAUGAUUAGCAUAGUACCAAUAGCUGUGCUGGCACAGGCACAGAGAAGUGGCUUUGACGUGGACAGUUUAGAGAUGAUUUCUAAUUCAGACAUGGUUCCAAAUCGCAUGGAGUUUAUGGGAGCUGUGAAGAUUACAGUAGAAAUAGAAGGAGGUAGAAAAGCUAAAGUGUCUUUCCACAUUAUGGAUGUCAAUAGAAGGGAUAUUACUGGGUACAAACUCCUUGGACCAGUUGGUGUGAACGUGCAUAUAUCACCAGAGCUAGAUCCGGAUAAGACAGGGUGUCCUCAAGAAAGGAGGGCGUACAUUACUCCGCAUAGUGCAGCGAUUGUGUCGGCUCGAUGUGAGGGGCAUGGUUAUGAGGGAGAUCGCCUCAUUUGGCCACACAUGACUGGGAUGGUUGCAGGUGUGUAUACCAUCAAAGGUCGAAGUGUAGAUGUAUCCGUGGUGAACGAUAGCGAUGAGCCCAUGAUCUGUAGAGAAGGAGACGUGAUAGGUCAGUGGGGGACAGAGAAAUGGCGUGAGGGUUGGGAAGAUGUGAACCCGCUCAUGCUGGAUAGUACAUCCCCUGAUAUGAGUCCAGAGCAGAGGCGAACUUUACUGCUAGAACAGAUUAAGGAGGCGUCAAGUGUAGAAACGUUGAGCGAAGAUGUU
This is a messenger RNA of Cooperia oncophora, 738 nucleotides long. The record is from the annotation of a GenBank genome assembly. NCBI's taxonomy places the organism in Eukaryota, Metazoa, Nematoda, Chromadorea, Rhabditida, Trichostrongylidae.